AGUCAAGCCACAAACGUAUCCCAUGUACGAGCUGCCCCCCAGAAAACCCACCGAAGAGCAUCAGUUUGAUUACUCAGCUCGUGUUUCUGGUGUUGAUCAACCCACACCAGGGGUAUUGGAGCCUAUGAAGUCCCACAGUAUCACAGUACCCCAACAUAAUGGUGCUGAACAGAAUCCCUAUUCUGGAGGCUCCUGGACAGUACCAGGGUGGGGUCCAACAGGACGGUGUCCUUGGUACAGCCAGACUCAGUCACCGUAUGUCUUCACACCUUCCGUCUCUAAACCGUCAUCCGAGCCUCCCCCACCCGGUGUGGACGAUGGAGGAGACAGCCCUCUCCUGGAUGAAGGGAGAUACGACAACAGCUCCAUUGAUCGUAUCAUUCACGAGGUUGACAGAGACUUCACCAAGGUGUUUGACAGCAGCGUGGAGAAUGCAGAAAAAGUGCCGAUUCAAGAAGACGUCAGGAAAGUUGAGUUUCGUGACAAACCCGAUGUGGAGACCUCCUCAGCUCGACCUUUCUCUAACGUCGAGGCCCUUGUCAAUGAACUGAUCGCAGCAGGUAGGUCUGCAGCUGACACCACAGCACCGGCCAAAGAGGACAACUCAGAGUAUCUGUACGGAGAGUAUGGGACACCGAUAAAACCUGUCCAGAAAGUGUCCUGUUCUGUAGAAUCAGGUCAGAAACAUCACGACAAAAGCAAAAAACAGUGGGGAUCAUUGCCAUACCAGGGGGAGUUCUCUCUACAUGUCGAUCACGAGGCCACAGAUGAGAUCGUUGUGGAUCUGUUGAAGGACUUCUUUGAGCAGAUAUCGGAUACUCUAGGGUCCUACAACCUUCCACAGGCAGGUUCCCAGCCGGAUGUGCUGGGAUCUGCUGGCUUGAAGGAUCAAGGAUCUCAUCUCCCAGCACUAUCCAGCCAGGCAGUGGCUAUGGUCAGGGGGAAUAAAAGACAUGCCGAGAUGGACCCAUCUCAGGAAAGACUGUUCAAGUGGCAGAGGUUUCACAGUAACAUGGAAGAUGACUCUGCUGAGGAAGUGUUUCAUGUUGAUGAAGAGGAUGCAGAUCGGUUCAGAAGCCAUCUAAACCAACUGUCCAAACACUGUUCUAAAGAAUCCCACUUCAAGGUGGAUUCUGUCACCAAGGGCUCCUACCUCGCCACCAAAACAAGACUGGUAGAACUUGCCGGCAGUCCUCGCAAGCAGCCCAGAGUUAUGGGGACUGCAUCGUCAGAGACUGAAGAGGGCCACUUGGGUGGCUCUGUCAGGUUCAUGAACCUCAGCACUGAAGCCAAGGAGAGGAUCCUGCAAGCACGAGCAAGAACCACAAGGAUUGUCAACACCCUAAUGACCAGAUACAGUAAUGAGAUACAGGAUGUAGCAGAGGAGGACCAUGUCAUUGAGCCUUUCAAGAAACUCAGCAAGAGACAAAAGAAGAACCUCAAGAAGCUCAAGCAGAGAGGGUCCAAAUCUAAAAAGACACAGGCUAACGUCCCACUAGAAGUGAGCUAUGCCAGCCCCAUCACAUCAGACUCAGAUACAGAGCUCAUCCUUGCCCAGUCCCCUGACAGAUCUAGAGAGUCCUCCCUACCACCACAGCCAGACCCAGCAUCUUACAGUGAAAAAUCUGCAGACCAACCACAGCAGGAAGCGCCACCUAGCAGCUCAUCACAGAACUGGUUCUAUGUCUACAACCCUCAUGGUGAUGCUGCCCUUCAGGAAGUCAAGGACUUCCUGGUCAGUGCUGGUGGGAGUGAGCUUGACCCCUUUAACCUGUCCCUGGUGGCGGACAUCCCGGGGGUGGACGUGUGGGUGGUCAUCAGGAACUCGGACACACCCGACGUGGCGCACAUUCCUAACUUGUACGAGCUCAAAAGGAUGCCAAUGGUGAAGUUUGUUGGUCUGGACUCCAUUGAUGACUUGCGGAACCAGACCUACUGCCAUAUCUUCACACGCGGUGCCAUCGUAGUGCCAGACGAGAAAGUUCUCAUCCAAGCCACUCCAGGAGAGCUGCAGGCUUUGUGCCAGUUUAUAGAGGAGCAGACCUUUGAGAAGGAUGAGCCAUGGACGAUGAAGUUACACUACAGCACUCGCCUCGCCCUGGAGAAGAUGAAGAAUGACAUCACGUUGGACUACGCUCAGCGGGAAGAGUCGUGGAAGAUGCUGAGUUGUCUGGAUCAGUACGUCAGGAAGGGUCUGGCAGAGUACCUCCCACUCCUGCACGGCUGUGGGGAUGGGGACAAGACACCUAUCGAGAUGCUCCCCUGUGUAGCCAAGAUCCAGUUAGAGAACCUGGAGACUUGCAGGCACAUUGUCAUGCUCACAGACCUGGAUCAGUACAGCAAAGAGGCUGACCUGGACCAGAGCAGCGAGCAGGCUGGGAUAUUCUGGAAGGCAGGGAUUGGGGUAACCAGUCUGAAGGAGUUCCUCAGUGUGUUCACUGGCUGGAAAGGGGAACAGAAGGACAGUGGGAAGGAAUUUCAAGGCGAGCAAAGCUUCGCAGACACUCCACAGUCAGACAAGACUGAGCACGCAGAGGUUUCUGGGAGGACAGGAAACCUGAUCGAGAUAUCAACUCUACCAGUGUUGAACGAGAAAGCACAGGAAGAAAAGGUGACAGAAGGAGCAGAGGUUCAAGGGAAGCCUAUCCCGUCACUUGGCUCUGCCACCAACCACAUGCCACUGGUUCCGUAUGUCACUGAAGACUCCCCUGAGGGUCAGCAGACGGUGAGGUCGUCUCAGACAGAUUUUGGGGAGACGGCAGAAUACCAACAGUACUUGGAGGCUGUGUCACCCCAGGUACAGGCCUCGCCACAUGUUUCACCCGGUGCUAAGUUAGUAGUACCCGCGGCAGGACAGUCACCUUCUUCCCAGUGCACUGCACAGGGGCAGACUGCUACUACGCCACAUGAGGUAGCCCACCCACAAGUUCACGUGUCUCCUCUUGCUCGAGAAGCCCCACACACCCAACCCCCUCAGCCCCAGCAACCCCCUCACCCCUCUCCUUACCCGGCCCAAGCUACACAGAGUCCCCACACCCCACUUCCAGCCUAUCCGGUAUCCUCCACCCCAGCCCAGGGCUUCACACCCCAGCCUCCCUACUCCCAGCCUUCGUCUUUCCUGCAACAGUCCCCAGUACCUCAGACAACACCAUCCCCCUCCUACCUACCACAGUCUCCAUACCCUCCUCAGUCUGUACCAUACUCGCCUGCCUACCAUUACCCCCAACAGUCGCCCUCCCCUAUGGCACCUGGUACUGCAGACGGCUCACCACAGGCACAGGCCUUCUCACCGUACCCUCCGUACUAUCCCUGCCAGGAACAAGCCCCCAGCCCUCAAGACCAACCUGGGUACCCACCUCACUUCCAGUUCCCUGAAAGUUAUCCAGAAAUGCACGGACCACCAAUGCAUCCAGGACCUCCAGGGCCAGAGUACUACAUGGGUCCCCCUCCCCCACCCCACCUUAGAGGACCGUUUGCACACUCUCCACUACCGUACGGUGGACCUCCCCCAACUCAGGGGUCGGGGGCUGAAAGUGACCAUUCUCUGAGUCCUGGAGUAGACAUGGAAACAAAACCGGUGGAGAAAAAGCCUCAUCCUGGCUCCACUUCCCCCAGGGCUCGGAUCCAGAGGUCCAAGGCAGCUGCAGGCAAGAGGCCAGUCCGCCCUCCCCCCACCAAAGUCCAACCGCCAACCCCUACACCCACCUAACACAGCUGGUGAUACAGCCAGAACUUUCAAACUGUGGAACAUUGUAACAGUUGUAAAUAUGUAAUAUGCAACAUGUACUAAGGUUCCACUUGAAGUUGUUUCAUGGGACAGGCAUGUGGAAAUUUAUUUUUAAGUAUGACAAAAAUGGCAAUAAUCUGAUCAGUAUGAUUCAGUUUUUACCUAGUGUGGAACUGGUACCAGAAGUGAGGGGAACAUUUUUAUAUGCAGAAUUUCACAGAUCGAGUCAUCUUGACCAAACAUUGUACUUACUCUGCAUAUAUUAAGCAUAUACAUGUAUGUCUAAACCUCUAUGCAGUAGAAGAAAGCAUAGCAGGGAUGUCAACACCUCAGCACAUGGUUAUGUGCUUAAUGCCAAAGGCUUUUCAAAGUGUCAUAGAGAU
This is a messenger RNA of Branchiostoma belcheri (Belcher's lancelet), 4110 nucleotides long. RefSeq lists its product as uncharacterized. The coding region runs from base 23 to 3709 and encodes 1228 amino acids. The record is from RefSeq and is a predicted model, not a curated record. The transcript has 10 exons. Gene Ontology annotation, cellular component: nucleoplasm. Gene Ontology annotation, biological process: negative regulation of gene expression, epigenetic. Lineage: Eukaryota; Metazoa; Chordata; Leptocardii; Amphioxiformes; Branchiostomatidae.